AUGGGGACAGACACCGGGGACAUGGGGACAGGCAUCGGGGGCAUGGGGGCAGGCUCCGGGGACAUGGGGGCAGACACUGGGGACAUGGGGACAGGCAUCGGGGGCAUGGGGGCAGGCUCCGGGGACAUGGGGGCAGACACUGGGGACAUGGGGACAGGCAUCGGGGGCAUGGGGGCAGGCACCGGGGACAUGGGGACAGACACUGGGGACAUGGGGACAGGCUCCGCGGACAUAGGGGCAGACACUGGGGACAUGGGGACAGGCACCGGGGACAUGGGGACAGGCUCUGCGGACAUGGGGACAGACAAUGGGGACAUGGGGACAGGCAUCGGGGGCAUGGGGACAGACACUGGGGACAUGGGGACAGGCACCAGGGACAUGGGGACAGGCAUCGGGGACAUGGGGACAGACACUGGGGACAUGGGGACAGGCAUCGGGGACAUGGGGACAGACACUGGGGGCAUGGGGGCAGGCACCGGGGACAUGGGGACAGGCAUCGGGGACAUGGGGACAGACACUGGGGACAUGGGGACAGGCAUCGGGGACAUGGGGACAGACAGGGUGGGCAUGGGGGCAGGCUCCGCGGACAUGGGGACAGGCAUCGGGGGCAUGGGGACAGGCACUGGGGACAUGGGGACAGACACUGGGGACAUGGGGACAGGCAUCGGGGGCAUGGGGACAGGCAUCGGGGACAUGGGGACAGGCACCGGGGACAUGGGGACAGGCUCUGCGGACAUGGGGACAGGCAUCGGGGGCAUGGGGACAGACACUGGGGACAUGGGGACAGGCAUCGGGGGCAUGGGGGCAGACACUGGGGACAUGGGGACAGGCAUCGGGGGCAUGGGGACAGACACUGGGGGCAUGGGGGCAGGCUCCGGGGACAUGGGGGCAGACACUGGGGACAUGGGGGCAGGCUCCGGGGACAUGGGGACAGGCAUCGGGGGCAUGGGGACAGGCAUCGGGGACAUGGGGACAGACACUGGGGACAUGGGGACAGGCAUCGGGGGCAUGGGGACAGGCUCCGCGGACAUGGGGACAGACAUUGGGGACAUGGGGACAGGCAUCGGGGACAUGGGGACAGACACUGGGGACAUGGGGACAGGCUCCGGGGUCAUGGGGGCAGACACUGGGGACAUGGGGACAGGCUCCGCGGACAUAGGGGCAGACACUGGGGACAUGGGGACAGACAUCGGGGGCAUGGGGGCAGACACUGGGGACAUGGGGGCAGACACUGGGGACAUGGGGACAGACACUGGGGACAUGGGGACAGGCAUUGGGGACAUGAGGGCAGACGCCAUGCUGGUUGCAGCUCCAGUUCUAGCCUCUUACGAGUUUCCCAGUGCCUGGCGGAGGAGGUGGGCGGCCAGAGCCCCGUGCUGCUGGUGCUAUUGCUUGAAGCCGCUGAUGCCAGGCUCUGUACAAUACACACGUUCCCUGCCGAGAGGAGCUCUCGUCUGA
Mauremys mutica (yellowpond turtle) is the source of this 1458-nucleotide messenger RNA. Its product is annotated as putative per-hexamer repeat protein 5. The record is from RefSeq and is a predicted model, not a curated record. The transcript has a single exon. Bases 1 to 1458 code for a protein of 485 amino acids. Lineage: Eukaryota; Metazoa; Chordata; Testudines; Geoemydidae.